GUUUUCAGUUGCAGAAGAAGAAGUUGAACUAUUGUUACCUGAGGAGGAACCAAUGAAUCUAGGUGGGUCUCGGUAGCCCAUCAGCUUUCUACCUCUCAGAAGAGGAGGAAAUUGCGACCUCCGUGAUAGUUCAGUCCAUCCACUUUGACAGCAAUAACUGGUGCAAAAUUCAGUCCGAAAGGUACAGACGAAGAGUUGCUGCCGUCCACGUCAAUGGGAAAAACCUCGAAUCAGAGAGAGAGACAGAGAGAGAUUUGUGAUAAUCUCACCAGGUGAAUUCGGUGAGUUUCAGUGGUUGUAUUUGUAUGAACUUCUACAACGUUACGUUGAGUUCGAAUACAUUUAAACUAUACAAACGAUAAGAAGAGAUAAACCUUUAGAGUUCGAUUGUUAGCUGGAAUACAGGUGAGGACAAGACUUGCUCUUAUCUUAACAUGGACACAAAUAUAUAUUCUUCAUUCUCUGGUCGAUUGCUUCAUUGCUGUAACGCAGAAGUUCACGUUAAUGGAGCUCCACACUCUCUUUCUGUUAGCUCUUCUCUUUCUCUGCGACAUAUCGGGCUUUGCUUCCGCUCAGAAUUAUGUAUCAGCAGUGGGAGAUCCUGGGAUGAGAAGAGACGGGCUGAGAGUGGCCAUUGAAGCUUGGAAUCAAUGCAAUGAGGUUGGAUAUGAAGCUCCCUUUAUGGGAAGUCCCAGAGUGGCUGAUUGCUUCGACAUAGACAAUUCUUCAGUCCCACUAAGAUUAAUCCACCAGGUUCACGAGAAAGAGAACAAGCUUGGUGAAGUAAACUCCUACAUCGGCCGGCGCAUCCACAAUGUAGACCGUUUGGCUGCCCUAAAAGAGAUAUACUUGGGCAACAAAUGCCAGGUGGAAGAUGAACCAGGGCCAUGGCAAUUUUGGAUGCUCAUGCUCAAGAGUGGCAACAUGGACACUUUAGCUGCUAUGUGCCCAGAGAAUGGAAAAAAGUCCAAACCAUUUCCACAGGAGUCAAGGUUCCCAUGCUUUGGCAAAGGGUGCAUGAACAUACCCUACGUUUUCCACAACUAUACCAGUUUGCAACAGGGAUCAGAUGGAGCUGCUACUACACUAAGGGGAAGUUUGUAUGGCACAUGGGACUUGGAUGCUGAUGUUACAAAAGGGCCUGUUGUUAACACCUCUUACUACUCUGUGACAUGGGAAAAGGAAGUUGGGAAAGGAAGUUGGGUCUUCCAUAAUGUGUUGCAGACUUCACACAAGUAUCCAUGGCUAAUGCUUUACUUAAGGUCAGAUGCUACUAAAGGAUUAUCUGGGGGAUAUCAUUACCAAACAAGAGGAAUGUCAAAGAUUAUUCCAAAAUCACCCAAUUUCAAAGUGAGGUUCACACUGGACAUAAAGAAAGGAGGAGGCCCAAGGAGCCAAUUCUAUCUGAUGGACAUGGGAAGCUGCUGGAAGAACAAUGGUCAGCCUUGUGAUGGAGAUAUCACUAGUGAUGUCACCAGAUACAGUGAGAUGAUCAUCAACCCAAGCACAGAGUCAUGGUGCAAACCUGAUAGCCUUCAGUCAUGCCCCCCUUAUCAUACCCUCCCUAAUGGAACUCGAAUCCAUCGCACAGACACAGCAAACUACCCUUAUGAGGCUUACCAUAUGUAUUGUGCUCCUGGGAAUGCAGAACAUCUAGAGGAACCAUACAACUUAUGUGAUGCAUACAGCAAUCCUCAACCUCAGGAGAUAUUGCAGAUAUUGCCACACCGAGCCUGGGGAGAUUAUGGGUACCCCACAAAGAAAGGAGAGGGUUGGAUUGGAGAUGCCAGAACUUGGGAGCUGGACGUGGGAAGAUUGUCUCAGGCACUUUACUUUUACCAGGAUCCAGGUACUAAGCCAGUAGAGAGACAUCGGCCAUCAAUUGAUCUCGGAACUGAGAUAUACAUUAGUGAUAACGAAGUUGCAGAGUGGACUGUCAGCGACUUCGACAUCAUCAUUCCAAGCAAUGACCAAUAAGUUACGAAAGGGGUGGUUUGAGGAAAUACAUGGAAUAAAAUGUUCGCACUGUUACUUCCCAUUGUA
This is a messenger RNA of Nelumbo nucifera (sacred lotus), 2043 nucleotides long. RefSeq lists its product as uncharacterized. The record is from RefSeq and is a predicted model, not a curated record. NCBI's taxonomy places the organism in Eukaryota, Viridiplantae, Streptophyta, Magnoliopsida, Proteales, Nelumbonaceae.